Brassicogethes aeneus is the source of this 606-nucleotide messenger RNA. The record is from the annotation of a GenBank genome assembly. NCBI's taxonomy places the organism in Eukaryota, Metazoa, Arthropoda, Insecta, Coleoptera, Nitidulidae.
AUGGCCUACACUUGGGAUAACAGAGUUAAUUUUGUCGUUAAAUAUUUAUACGAUGUGGAUAACAAUGGGUAUUUGGACGAACGGGAUUUCGCCUGUUUGGCCUUAAGGGCGGCCAUUAUCGAGGGGAAAGGGGAGUUUAGUUAUAAUAGGUUGCAAGAACAUCAACACAUCAUGUUGAGUUUGUGGGAGGAGAUCGCUGAAUUGGCCGAUUUUGAUAAGGACCUUUUGCAGGACGGAAAAAUAACAGUGGACGAAUUCAAAAUGGCCGUGCAACAGUGCUGUUUCAGCAGAAGAUACGAAGAUUUUCCGCAAGCUAUGAAGAUGUUUAUUGACUCUAACUUCAAAAUGCUCGAUUUAAACGACGACGGUGUGGUCGAUGCCGACGAAUAUCGCUUCAACUGCAUCACGAAGUUCGCUAUUGAUGACGUGGACAUCGUAGACGAAGCCUUCAAUAACCUCCUCAACGAUGAUGACAGAAGAAGAGGGGGUUUAACUUUGUCAAGAUAUCAAGAAUUAUACGCGGAAUUUCUUGGCAACCCCGAAGAGACCCCUGCGGUCUACCUUUUCGGCCCCCUCUCCGAAUUUUUCUACCCCGAGGAAGUUUAA